Molecule: messenger RNA, 3860 nt
Organism: Fundulus heteroclitus (mummichog)
Lineage: Eukaryota; Metazoa; Chordata; Actinopteri; Cyprinodontiformes; Fundulidae
Gene: col21a1
Product: collagen, type XXI, alpha 1
Exons: 29
Coding region: 132-3002 (956 amino acids)
Source: RefSeq, a predicted model, not a curated record
AGUCCAGUUUCUGUAAACCAGUGGGCUGCGCGCAGUAUUGAUCACUGGCUCUCAAUGAGAAGAUUACCGGGAUUACAGCCAAAGGUUUGGACACUUGAUGGUGCACCGUUAAAAAACAAGACAGCUGUAUAAUGGGCUACAAAGCUCCUUCCAAGCAUUGGAUCCCAGGAUGCCUGUGCUUUCUGCUUCUGUCAGCACUGCACUGCUUCAGCACUGCUCAAGAUGAAGAUUUAAGAAGCUGCCGGACCGCACCGUGUGAUCUAGUCUUCAUUUUAGACGGCUCAUGGAGUGUUUUGGAUGUCAACUUUGAAAUAGUAAAGCGAUGGCUUGUCAACAUAACAACCAGCUUCAACAUUGGACAGAAGUUUACUCAGGUCGGUGUGGUCCAGUAUAGUGAUGACCCAAUUUUAGAAAUACCUCUGGGGAAGUUCUCCUCAAACAAAGACCUCAUCAAAGCAAUGGAGAAUAUUGAGUACAUGGGAGGAAACACAAGGACUGGGACUGCCAUUAAGUUUGCCACUGACAGAUUGUUUGGACUCUCUGAAAGGGGUCCAUCAGGGAUAUCCAGAAUUGCUGUUGUCCUCACAGAUGGGAAAUCUCAAGAUGUGGUCAUGAACGCGGCCGAGGCAGCAAGAAAAAAAGGGGUCAUUCUGUUUGCAAUUGGAGUCGGGCCAGAGACGGAAGAGGCUGAGUUGAGGGACAUUGCAAACAAACCUUCUUCUACCUAUGUGUUCUCUGUUGAGGACUACAAAGCAAUUUCCAGGAUUAUACAGGUCAUACGUCAGAAACUAUGUGAAGAAACGGUUUGUCCAGCAAGAAUUCCCAUAGAUUCCCGUGGUGAGAAGGGCUUUGACAUCCUCUUAAGUUUAAAUUUGGCUAAAAAAGCCAAAAAGACACAAGGGUCAUUUUAUGGCACAAAGGCAUAUGAAGUUACAUCCUUUGUUGACUUGAGCGAGGCUACAAGGAGCCUUUUCCCCGAUGGUCUCCCUCCAUCGUAUGUUUUUGUGGCCACACUGAGGUAUAAAGGAUCUGUAGCCAUAGAGCAGUGGGAUCUAUGGAGAAUACAGACCCGUGAUGGCAAGCCUCAGAUGGCGGUGACUCUUAACGGUCUGGAUAAUACCGUUAUGUUCACGACAACCAGCAAUGCACCAAGUGAAAUCCAAACGGUUACAUUUUCACAACAGACAGCAAGGAAGCUGUUCGAUGAAAAAUGGCACCAGUUGCGGCUACUGGUAACCGAAGAAGACGUUACUCUUUAUGUCGAUGACCUGGAAAUGGAGACACAGCCGCUCGAGCCCUCUGUUGGCAUUUUCAUCAAUGGACAAACCCAAGUUGGAAAAUAUGUCAAUAAAGAAACAACUGUGCCAUUUGAAAUCCAGAAACUUCGCAUUUACUGUGACCCUGAGCAGAACACGAGGGAGACUGCUUGUGAAAUACCAGGAGUUUGCUCCAACACUGAGCCAACACGGGAACCUUGUGUUUGUCCUCCUGGACCUCCUGGACCUCCAGGAGAAACAGGGGAAACAGGAACCACCGGCAUCCCUGGUCAGCCUGGACCCGCUGGUGCUGAUGGUAAGCCUGGUAUUCCUGGCCUAAGAGGAGUUCCUGGGCUUCCAGGUCCACCAGGACCUAAGGGGGCACGCGGAGCAGAUGGAUACAAAGGCGAGCAAGGGAGACCGGGUGUUUCGGGUGAGAGGGGUACAUCUGGAUUACCUGGACUGCCAGGACAACAAGGAGAGAAGGGAUCAACAGGAUUACCAGGAAUAACAGGGUUACCUGGUAUACCUGGUAAAACGGGUGAAAAAGGAAGUAUAGGACCUCCCGGGCCACCUGGUUUACCUGGAACUCCUGGUUUCUCUGGGAGAGAUGGGAAAGAUGGGAUUCAAGGAAAUCCAGGUCAAAAGGGUGAAGCUGGAGACAAUGGUAUUCCUGGUUCUGAUGGAAGGCAAGGUCAUCCUGGUGUUCCUGGUUUGCCAGGAAUUGCAGGCCUGAAUGGACAAAAGGGGGAAAGUGGUGAGCCUGGACCAAAAGGAACCAAAGGAUCGACAGGCCCACCUGGGGAAAUGGGCUUACAUGGUGAACCUGGUGUAAAGGGAGCCAUUGGACCCAAGGGCAACAAAGGUGAAAGUGGAAACCCCGGGACAAGAGGAUCACCGGGGCUUGUGGGGAAUGCAGGGGAACCAGGAUUACCAGGUCAGCCGGGACACCCAGGCAUGCCAGGUCUGAAAGGAAGCAAGGGAGAAAGAGGAAGUACGGGUGAAACAGGAGCAAUGGGAGUUAAAGGUGAUCAAGGAGAACAUGGACGACCAGGAGUUCCAGGAUCACCUGGUACAGUGGGAAUAAAAGGAGAGAAAGGGACAGCAGGGGACCCAGGGCAGAGAGGGCCAGAAGGUCAAAUGGGACGGCCUGGACAACCAGGCCAGUCAGGCCCAACUGGGCCCCAAGGGGUGCGAGGGGACACAGGCCCGCCAGGCCCACCUGGACCAGAAGGCAGAGCUACAAAUGGAAUGUCAGACAGUCACAUUCGGCAAAUCUGCAGAGACAUUCUUAUAAGUGAGCUGCCUUUAUUAUUGCUAAGCAACCAGCAGAGUAGCUGUACAAGAUGUCAAGGCCAGCCUGGAUCACCUGGUCCACAAGGUCCAGCUGGUCCCCAGGGACUCAGAGGUCUUCCAGGACUUAGUGGUUCCAGAGGAAACCCUGGUUGGCCAGGGCGUCCGGGAAUUACUGGGCUCAAAGGAGAACCAGGUUAUAAAGGUGAAAAGGGGAGCCCAGGUCAAGUCAUGGUUGGCGACCAGGGACCUCCUGGGCCUCCAGGGCCCAUUGGUCCCCAAGGGUACAGCAAACCAGGCCCUCCUGGUAAGCCUGGGCUUCAUGGUCAAAAUGGAGCGGAGGGUAAACCAGGUAAUCCCGGUGUCCCCGGCCAGCCCGGGGUAUGUGACCCAUCCAUGUGCUAUGCUAGCAUAAUGAGAAGGAGCUCCUACAGCAAAGGCCCAAACUAUUGACAGAUUACAGUGUCGCUAACGGCGCCAAUCUGAAGCUGAUGUGGAACAAACAGCCAUUCUCAGGAAGAUUUCAUCUCUGCAGUUUCUCUCUAACAUGGAAACAAAGUACCUCCUCUGACAUUUAUUUUUGUGAUCUCAUGCAUCAUCAUUGUAUUUUUUUAAUAUAUUAAAUAUAAAGAAGAAUAUUGUUCUUCUUAUGUCUUUUAACAUUUUUUGAGGUUUUCAGGGUGUUGCGAGACCAGAAAAUUGGCUCCUUUGAAUACCUCUGUCUGAGAACCUUGAAUUCUUGUAUGUCCUUGUGGCUGGUACACUUCCCUAUAGUGCCCCCUGGUGUUGCUUUGGUGCAUGAUGCUCGCUAUCAACCCCACUGCACAGUCAGUGGGUGAUACUUCAUGUUUGAAACAAAAUAAAGCUUUUACAUCAACUACAUGUUCUGUUGUCAGUAUCAACAUACAUUCUGUAUAAAACUGACAUGUUUUCAUUUCCUUUUACUGAUUCUGAUCUUCUGUGAGCAUUUUUUUUUACCUAUUUAAGCAGCUAUAUUGUGUAUACCUGAGAUAAAAUAGCACUGCCCCCACAAAAAUAAGAUUUUAAAAUGUCACUUCUUUAUAUUUAGGAUAGACAUGAUUUUAAAAAAAGUUGUAAUGUAAAAUGUCUGACCUAUUACUUCAUUUCCACGCCCCAGAAUCAGUUUUAAUUUUGUAUUAGGUAUUUUAUUGUUAUUUAUAAGAGUCAUAUCUGUGCAUCUGAGAAGUUAUACAUGUUUAACACUUUUGUAAUGGUGAUAUUUUGUGACCUUUGUAUGUUUUUUGUCAUUUUAAAAAAUAGAAUUAAAAUUUCAAAGUCAUUUUAAGAAAU